Molecule: messenger RNA, 1429 nt
Organism: Amorphotheca resinae ATCC 22711
Lineage: Eukaryota; Fungi; Ascomycota; Leotiomycetes; Helotiales; Amorphothecaceae
Exons: 4
Coding region: 113-1429 (438 amino acids)
Biological process (GO): L-histidine biosynthetic process
Cellular component (GO): cytoplasm
Molecular function (GO): histidinol dehydrogenase activity; NAD binding; metal ion binding
Source: RefSeq, a predicted model, not a curated record
GAAAGACCAGACAUUAUAUACAACAUUGAAUCUCUAUGAGAAACUUCUCUACUAAUAGUAACAGUCUUCAAAUAACUAAAUCACAGAUCAUCUUCCUGUCGCCCACACAACCAUGCCUCAGUUCCUCAAAACCAAAGAGAAAGCCAGCAUCCCCAUCGGCCAGACCGACCCCGCAAUCUCCUCCACCGUCUCGCGAGUCAUCGACGAUAUCCGCGCAGCAGGCGAUGCAGCCGUGCGUUCCUAUUCCGAGAAGUUCGACAAAUGGUCGCCGGCGUCGUUCAAGCUCUCCGCUACGGACAUCGAGAACAUCAUGAAGCAGGUGCCGCCGCAGAUCAUCGCGGACAUUGUGGAGGUGCAGAAGAACGUGCGGACGUUUGCAGAGGCGCAGAAGCAGAGUCUCGGGGAGUUUGAGUUGGAGAUCCAGCCGGGGGUGUUUUUGGGACAGCGGAAUAAUCCUGUUGCUAGUGUUGGGGCAUAUAUCCCCGGGGGCAGAUAUCCUCUCCUCGCAUCAGCACACAUGACAAUCCUCACCGCCAAAGUCGCCGGCGUGCCCAAUGUCAUUGGCUGCACGCCCCCCAUCGCCGGCCAGAUCCCCCACGCUACCGUCGCCGCCAUGCAUCUCGCGGGCGCCGACAGCAUCUACAUUCUCGGGGGCGUGCAAGCCAUCGCGGCCAUGGCGCUCGGGACCCCCAGCAUCCCCAAAGUGGACUUCAUCGCCGGGCCCGGAAACGCGUUCGUGGCCGAGGCCAAGCGCCAGUUCUUCGGCGCCGUCGGCAUCGAUCUCUUCGCCGGCCCGACAGAGGUGUUGAUCGUGGCGGACGACGCAGCGGAUCCUUUCACAGUAGCGACGGAUCUUCUGAGCCAGGCGGAGCACGGGCCGGACACGCCGGCGGUCCUGAUCACGACGAGUGAGGAGCUGGGGAGGCGCGUGAUCGCUUUCGUGCAGAGCCUCUUGGUGGAUAUGCCGACGGCUGCGCUGGCGGGUGUCAGUUGGCGGGAUUUCGGAGAGGUGGUCGUCGUGGACACGCUGGAUGAGGCGUAUAAGCUGGCGGACGUGUACGCGAGCGAGCAUGUGCAGAUCCUGACGCGGGAGCCCCGGGAAGCGUUGGAGAAGAUGAAGAAUUACGGGGCGUUAUUUUUGGGAGAGGGGACCUGUGUCUCGUAUGGGGAUAAGGUAAUCGGCACGAACCAUGUCUUGCCUACUCGUGGCGCGGCGCGUUACACGGGCGGUCUCUGGGUGGGCAAGUUCCUGCGCACCGUCACGUAUCAAGAAGUCCGAUCGCCAUCCGCCAGUGGACAGCUAGGACGGCUGUGUGGGCGGGCUGCGCGGGCAGAGAAUUUCGAGGGGCAUGCCAGGUCGGGGGAUCUGAGAGCUCACCAUUAUCUAGGGGACCAGCAUGAGUGGAUUGACGGGGCAGGGAACUUGUAG